CGAAUUUCAAGGCAAAAUAGGGCUUUCUAGGGUCUAAAUUAGGCUGUUUGGGGCUUCUAGGACUAUCUAGGCGCAUUUACUAAAGCGAUUUCCAGAGAACACCAAAAUUAUGUAUAUAAAAGCCAGUACGAUCUGAUGGCGUCUACUUCCAACGCAGCGUCGCCUAACAACUCUUCACAACCACCACCUACAAAAAAUGCACGACCCCGAAGGGCUGUGAGGCCGUGUGACCUUUGCCGUGUGCGAAAGUCGCGGUGCGUUCUACCGCCAGGGACACCGUGCUGUACAGUGUGUCAAUCUCGUCAGACAGCAUGUACUUUUGAUCAAAAGCCGCCGCCUAGGCAUUCGCGUUUGCUGUUAAGCAGGAGCCGUGACUUUCGUCAGCCUCCCAUUGAAAGGAAUGCACGCUCAGGGCAGGUGUAUCGUAACCUGGCUCCCAAUACAGCUAGAGAUCAAGGAGUCUCGAUCCAGCCAAGGGUGACCGAUGCUAGCGCUGUCGUUGGUUGCUCUCCCGCUUCCUCAUCUGCAUCGAGCUAUCAGAGCCCCCUGGUAUCAGGAAGUUUGGAAGGGGAGCAGGAUGCAGAAAUACAGAGCCCUCGGGCUGUACUUCCGGUGGAUAUUUCGCGAAGGCAUGGAGAUGACGAUGGCUCCCUAGGGCUCUCCAAAUCUUACUUUGCAGAAUUGUACGGGCUUACAAGCGACAUGGAGCCAGUACUUAUGCGGCAUCGACCGUAUGAUGCUCAGUCACGUCAGUUUCGCCUUGACACUCAUAGUAUUCGACGUGUUCUGCAGGAAGACAUGGGCAUGCAGUAUCCAGUAACAUUCCACGUUGUUAGGGAUGAUAAGGCAAUCGGAUACCAGGAUCACAUCGAACAGGAUACAAUCGAGCGUUGCGUUGCGCCAUACGGUCCUAGUCUGGUUGAUCUCUUCUGGAGGAUAGUGCACCCGUGUUAUCCUAUUCUAAGCAAAGGCAAGUUUAUGGAGCGAUACUCAGCAUCUUACCGCGAGAUCGAUGCACCAAUAUUAGGGGCAGUAUAUCUGAUUUCCUUGAAUUGGUGGACCUACGACCGAGAGCUUAGCAACAAAUCAGCGCCAAACGAAACAUUGUUAAGAGAAAGAGUCAUCAAAACAAUCCAGAACAGCUAUCACCGACCUAAGCUAUCAUCAAUCGAGGCUACUUUACUCUUGGUGCAAUGUAAGCCAGAGGAUGCUUUAAAUCCGGAUCAUACAUGGACCUGGGGAUAUACUAGUCAAGCACUGGGAAUUGGCGAAGCACUAGGACUCCAUUUGGAUGCCAGCUCUUGGGAGAUACCUAGUUGGGAAAGUGGGCUACGUAAGAGGCUCUCUUGGGCACUGUAUAUGCAAGAUAAAUGGACUGCCUUAAUGCAUGGACGACCCAGCCAUAUCCAUGAUGACAACUGGGGGGUCGAAGACAUUGAGGACAGUGAUUUCUACGAGCAUGAUGAGAAUAAGGAUUCAAGAAACAACGACGUUCCCGUGAAUGAUAUUCAGACAGGGAGAAGAGGAUUUAUGGAGAUGGUCACGUUAUCUAAAAUUCUUAGCACGAUAUUAAAAGACUUCUUUUCGCUGCGUGCUAGCAAAUCUCAAGACACUGUUGAGCUUUAUCAAAGAGCGUUUCCGGUCUUAGAGAAAUUACACAUCUGGCACGAGAAUAUUCCACAUUCACUGCACAUGGACAGGCAGGUCCCCCGGCGACUUUGUGCAAAUGGUAUGUUGUAUUGCCCUUCUACAAUGCUUCAGAAUUAACGAAAACAAGGUUUCCUUCAUUUGUCAUAUCACAGUCUAGUCUUGACACUCAUGCGGAGAAUUAUUAGAUCUACUGCACUUGCACCACUUUGCUCACAUGUUGCUGUUCUCAACGAUACUCGUAAGCUAGCCAGCGACUCGGCCGAAGCUGCGAUGGCUUUCGUCCGUACAAUACGUCCGGAUCAUUUGGAAGCAUUCUGGUU
Messenger RNA from Aspergillus pseudotamarii, 1970 nucleotides. RefSeq names its product transcription factor domain-containing protein. Gene Ontology annotation, biological process: DNA-templated transcription. Lineage: Eukaryota; Fungi; Ascomycota; Eurotiomycetes; Eurotiales; Aspergillaceae. The transcript is spliced from 2 exons. Gene Ontology annotation, molecular function: DNA-binding transcription factor activity, RNA polymerase II-specific; zinc ion binding; DNA binding. Gene Ontology annotation, cellular component: nucleus. The record is from RefSeq and is a predicted model, not a curated record. Bases 136 to 1767 code for a protein of 543 amino acids.